GAGAACUUCUGCAGUCCGCUGGUCGGGCUGUGCAAGAGAAUCAUAUUCGACUUGAACGAGAGCGAGCGAGCGUCUGUGCGUGCGUGUAUUAGUGUGUGCGUGCGUGUACCCUUCGUCCUGAACAUUUGAUUUGCAGAAUGGGUCCCAGCGGGCUGGCCUUCCUUCUGCUCGGGCUGAUCUGCUCGUCAUAUCUAGCAGCGUCCGAAACGAACGGUGAAUCUCUCAUAUACUCAAAUUCAAGAAAUGGCACAUCUAAUCCAAAUACAACAACGCCUAAUGGAACCAUAGCGCCUACCGGUCCAUCUAACGAAACAUUGCCGCCUCCCGUUUCAUCUAACGGAACUAUAGCACCUACCGGUCCAUCUAACGGAACAUUGCCACCUCCCGUUUCAUCUAACGGAACAUUGCCGCCUCCCGUUCUAUCUAACGGAACAUUGCCACCUCCCGUUCCAUCUAACGGAACAUUGCCACCUCCCGUUCCAUCUAACGGAACAAUAGCACCUACCGUGCCAUCUAACGGAACCAUAGCGCCUACCGUUCCAUCUAACGGAACAUUGCCACCUACUGUUCCAUCUAACGGAACAUCACCACCUACCGUGCCAUCUAACGGAACAUCGCUACCUACCGUUCCAUCUAAUGGAACAUCGCCACCUACCGUGCCAUCUAACGGAACAUUGCCACCUACCGUGCCAUCUAAUGGAACUAUAGCGCCUACUGUUCCAUCUAACGGAACAUUGCCACCUACUGUUCCAUCUAACGGAACAGCGCCACCUACUGUUCCAUCUAACGGAACAGCGCCACCUACCGUUCCAUCUAACGGAACAGCGCCACCUACCGUUCCAUCUAACGGAACAGCGCCACCUACCGUUCCAUCUAACGGAACAGCGCCACCUACCGUUCCAUCUAACGGAACAUCGCCACCUACCGUUCCAUCUAACGGAACAGCGCCACCUACCGUUCCAUCUAACGGAACAGCGCCACCUACUGUUCCAUCUAACGGAACCGCGGCACACCUACCGUUCCAUCUAACGGAACAGCGCCACCUACCGUUCCAUCUAACGGAACAGCGCCACCUACCGUUCCAUCUAACGGAACAGCGCCACCUACCGUUCCAUCUAACGAACAGCGCCACCUACCGUUCCAUCUAACGGACAAUCGCCACCUACCGUUCCAUCUAACGGAACCAUAGCUCCUACCGUUCCAUCUAACGGAACAUCGCCACCUACCGUUCCAUCUAACGGAACCAUAGCUCCUACCGUUCCAUCUAACGGAACAACAACGCCUACUGUCCCAUCUAACGGACAACAAACGCCUACUGUCCCAUCUAACGGAACAAACACCGACUACAA
This is a messenger RNA of Lethenteron reissneri (Far Eastern brook lamprey), 1349 nucleotides long. Its product is annotated as skin secretory protein xP2-like. The record is from RefSeq and is a predicted model, not a curated record. NCBI's taxonomy places the organism in Eukaryota, Metazoa, Chordata, Hyperoartia, Petromyzontiformes, Petromyzontidae.